Messenger RNA from Penaeus monodon (black tiger shrimp), 1199 nucleotides. Its product is annotated as prolyl-tRNA synthetase associated domain-containing protein 1-like. The coding region runs from base 144 to 773 and encodes 209 amino acids. Gene Ontology annotation, molecular function: aminoacyl-tRNA deacylase activity. The record is from RefSeq and is a predicted model, not a curated record. NCBI's taxonomy places the organism in Eukaryota, Metazoa, Arthropoda, Malacostraca, Decapoda, Penaeidae. The transcript has 3 exons.
UCCUCAGGCUUGGAAAGACUUCUUGGUUAGUCAACAAUGAAUGUGGUAUUGCUGAUGUAUUCUUGUGGUCUGUGCUGAAGCAAGGAGGCCUGAAUGUUGGAGCUCCUGCAAACGUUGAUAAGUGGUACAAAAAGGUUGAUGCCAUGGCCAAGCUAGAAAUAAAUACAUUGAACUCUCAGAAUGAUACACAGAGCAAAUCGUCAUCACAGUCUAUUACCCCAGUUCAAACAAUGAAGAAGUCAGAUAACAAAAACAGCCUGACUUCUUGCAAGACUGAGUUUGUCGAUAGAAAUGGCCUAGAAAAGUACCUGAAGAGCUUAAGCAUACCAUAUCAGGUACAAGACCAUGAAGAAGUCUUUACAGUGGAUGCCCUCAUGAAGAAUGUGGGAGUAAUGCCUGGCCUACACAUGAAAAAUCUCUUUCUGAAGGACAAGAAGAAAAACCUGUAUUUGCUUUCAGCACGACACAAUGCUGAGGUAAAGCUCAGUGAAGUUGGAAAACAGUUAGGCACUAAGGAUUUAAGAUUUGGAGAUGAAGCCAUAUUGUACAGCACCCUUGGAGUAAAGCAAGGGUGUGUCACUGCCUUUGCACUCCUCAAUGACCACAGUCACCAGGUCAAGUUCCUACUGGAUUCAGAAGCAUUUAACGACUGUCACCCUUUCGUCAACUUCCAUCCCAUGUCGAAUGCUGCAACAUUAGGCGUGGCACCAAAAGACUUGAAGAAAUUUUUGAAUGCCUCUGGACAUGAACCAACAUUGCUAACAUUUAAUUAAAAUAGCCCGACUAAAAUUUUUUAAGAGCUAUGAAUUAGGUUGAUUGGGAAAGCAGCUUUAAGCAGUCAUAAUAAUAAAUAAGUGCAUAGAAGUUACGUUGUUUUCUAAAGAGUUUUUAAAAAAUGUGUAUACAUAUAUAAAUAUAUAUAUAGAUUAUAUGUCAUGGUUGUAUAGAGAAAAUCACAUGUAAGAGGUUUGCUGUUUUGAACAUGUUAUUGAUUGUCAAAUUUCACAUUUUUUCCCCAUUUUAAAUGUGAGGGUGAAAAAAAUUGUGUAUUGCUUAAGUCCAUCAAGAUUCCAUGCAAUACUAUGCUGUAUUACAAUCCAAAUUGAAUUAGGGUUUUGUUACACUAUGAACUUUUCACUUAUUCUUAAUACAGUGACUUGAUAUUUGGCUUCCACUGAGUAAUAAAUUGUUAUUUAUGU